Messenger RNA from Stegastes partitus (bicolor damselfish), 2619 nucleotides. RefSeq names its product prickle-like protein 2. Bases 1 to 2619 code for a protein of 872 amino acids. The record is from RefSeq and is a predicted model, not a curated record. NCBI's taxonomy places the organism in Eukaryota, Metazoa, Chordata, Actinopteri, Pomacentridae. The transcript is spliced from 9 exons. Gene Ontology annotation, molecular function: zinc ion binding.
AUGUCUCUGGAGAUGGAGAAGACCAUCACCAAGCUGAUGUACGACUUCCAGAGGAACUCCACCUCUGAUGAUGACUCUGGCUGUGCACUGGAGGAAUAUGCUUGGGUUCCUCCUGGCCUCAGUCCUGAGCAGGUGCAUCAAUAUUAUAACUCCUUACCGGAAGAGAAGGUUCCCUAUAUUAACAGCCCUGGAGAGAAAUAUCGCAUCAAACAGCUGCUUCACCAGUUGCCACCACAUGACAAUGAGGUGCGUUAUUGUAAUGCGCUGGACGAGGAAGAGAAACGAGAGCUUAAGCUCUUUAGCAACCAACGGAAGAAGGACAACCUGGGCAGAGGAAACGUCCGUCCUUUCCCUCUCACCAUCAAUGGGGCCAUCUGUGAUAAGUGUGGUGGUCAAAUAAACGGAGGGGACAUUGUAGUUUUUGCUGCGAGGGCAGGUCAUGGAAAAUGCUGGCACCCUCAUUGCUUUGUCUGCAGCACAUGUGAGGAGCUGUUGGUGGAUCUCAUAUACUUCCACCAGGAUGGCAAGAUCUUCUGUGGCCGGCACCAUGCCGAGAGGCUGAAACCCCGCUGCUGUGCCUGUGAUGAGAUCAUCUUUGCUGAUGAAUGCACCGAGGCCGAGGGCAGACACUGGCACAUGAAGCACUUCUGCUGCUAUGAAUGUGAGACCACCCUCGGUGGGCAGCGCUACAUAAUGAAGGAUGGACGGCCACACUGCUGCAACUGCUUUGAGUCUCUUUAUGCAGAAUACUGUGAUGCGUGUGGAGAACACAUAGGUAUUGACCAAGGCCAGAUGACAUAUGAUGGGCAGCACUGGCACGCAACUGAGGAAUGUUUUUGCUGUGCCCGUUGCAAGCGCUCUCUGCUGGGCCGCCCCUUCCUGCCAAAGCAGGGGCAGAUCUUCUGCUCACGAUCCUGCAGUGCCGGACAGGAUCCAGAAGAGUCUGACUCCUCAGACUCUGCCUUCCAAAGUGCUCGUUCCCGUGAGUCUCGCCACAGCACCAAGGUUGGGAAAAAGGAGCGCAGGAAUGCUGAGCAGGAGCGUCGGAGUUCCGAGACCCGCCAGUCAGCUCCUCCACCAAUGCCUGACCGUCUGUCUGCUGAAAUCGAUCCCCUGUCUGUUCAGAUGGACCGUUUAAGCCUCUCAUCUAGCCAGACUCCAAGCAGGACACCUAACCGCACGCCUAGCCGCACUCCAAGUCGUGCCCCAAGCCUUAACCAGGUGUGGAUGAGCCGGGAUGACCCCUUCAUCCCUGCUUCCUAUGAGGGCCCCCAGCGGGAUCCCUCCCCCUCCCCUACACCUAUUCAUCUGCUGGGCCAGUGUAAUGCCAGACAGGGCUACAAUCCAAACGCAAAUGCUCAUCCACCAGCCCAGACUCCUGCCAACCAAGGAAAGAGGCCUGAUUCCUGGGGGAAGGAACAAGGUAAUGCCAAGAGGACCCCUAUGUCUGCCAUGAGAGGCCACUCCUUUAAUGAAAACUGGAUUCAGCACAGCCAGGAUGAGUUCAGACCCAACAAGCUGCGCACCCAGAUGAGCUUCAAUGAGAUGUCUAGCCAGAACCAGGGGUUCUCUGACAAGAGGAGCAUCAGUCUGCAUGGAUUCCAGAGAGACGGCAGGCCCCCACUUACCAGGAGGAACCCUAUCAAUGCCAUGAGCUUCAAUGAGCCCCUCACUCCUCUUGAGCAGACCCCUCGAGGAUCAAUGGACUCCCUUACUAUGUCCAAUGCUACAGGUAACUCUUUGGAUGGAGUCAGCAAGCGUCAGGAGCAUCUGUCAAGGUUCUCCAUGCCUGACCUGAGUAAGGACUCAGGCGUAAAUGUGUCUGAAAAGAGCAACAUGGGCACCCUCAGCUCCUCAGUCCAGUUCCACAGCACAGAGUCGCUGUCCUCCUCUCGCCCCUACAACAACAACAACAUGUACGCUCCACUGAGAGUCGGGUACCCACUGCAGUACUGGGAUGGCCCUCAGCCACUAGGCUUCGAUGGCAAAGGUCGUGUCGGGGUGAUGGGCAGCAGCGGAAACCUGCGGAUGGCUCCCAUGAGCGACAGAAUGCCCCGCCGACGUAUAAGUGCGCAGGAAUCUCACCGCAGUGGCCGCCACCACAAACGCUCUCGCCGUUCUCGCUCCGACAACGCCUUGCACCUGGUGGCAGAUCGGCCCACUCAAAUGGUGGAGCUACCCUACCGCCGCGUUCAGGAGGAUUACGAUCGCUUCCCUUCCGGUCAUGCUGCUCGGGAGUUAUUCGGUUUGGAGCCGGGCGGAUGCAGGCAACAGCCCCAUAGGCCCUGCCCCCGCACCACUUCUGAUCUUACCUUGCAGAAUGCUGGCUGGCAGCCUGUGGGACUGGGUGGGCCAUGCUGGGGCGACGGAUACAUGGAGGCUGCGGACCCCUGGUGCUCCAGCUGCUCCUCCUCUUCCGAAUCUGAGGGAGAUGAGGGUUAUUUUCUGGGUGAACCGAUCCCUCGGCCUGUGCAGCUGUGCUACAUCAACAACGAGGAGCUACGUCAUCGCUACAGCCCCUCUGGGAUGGGCGGCCAUCAUGGACCUCUGCACGGACCGAUUCAUGGCCAGCUGCACACCCGCCAGAGGAGGAAGAGCAAAAACUGCAUAAUUUCCUAG